AUUUAAAUCCCUUCUUAGCUACACAACAACCUCACACAUAUUGAUCCAAACAAUCAAACUCCUCAACCACACUCUCCCCACCAAAAAAUAAAAUAAAAAAUGCAUGCUCGUCGGCAUUUCGACCCAACGUCGAAAUACACGACGAAGGGUCGACCAAACGACACCGUGGUGGCAACCCUAGACGGCACCCUCCUGCGGUCUAGGGAUGCCUUCCCCUACUUCAUGCUCAUGGCCCUCGAGGCCGGAAGUGUCCUCCGCGCCCUAAUCCUACUCGCAUCCGUCCCAGUUGUGUACCUCGUCAAUCUCUUCAUCUCCGAAUCGGUUGCCAUCCGCAUCUUCAUCUUCAUCUCGUUCGCGGGGCUGAGGAUCCGAGACGUUGAGCUCGUUUCCAAGUCCGUCCCCCCCAAAUUCUACGCGGGGGACGUGAAUUCGGAGACGUGGGAGGUGUUCAAUUCGUUUGGAAAGAGGUACAUCCUUACAUCCACUCCAAGAAUCAUGGUUGAACACUUUUGCAAGAACUAUUUUGGGGCAGAUAAGAUUGUUGGAACAGAGUUGGAUAUCACAAAAUGGGGCCGUGCCUCGGGACUUGUUAAGAAACCGGGAGUUAUUGUAGGAAAAUUUAAGGAAAUGGCUCUUGUCCAAGAAUUUGGUUCAAAUUUGCCUGAUUUGGGACUUGGAGACAGGGAGAGUGAUCGCCAUUUCAUGUCCAAAUGCAAGGAGGCAUACAUGGUGCCAAGGACUAGAACCGAACCCCUACCAAGAGAGAAGCUUCUAUCUCCGGUCAUUUUUCACGAGGGCCGCCUAGUCCAGCGGCCGACGCCACUCGUCGCACUUGUCACAUUUCUUUGGUUGCCGAUUAGCUUCGUCUUGUCUCUUAUGAGAGUUUAUCUCACUAUCCCUCUUCCCGAAAAAAUUGUGUGGUACAUCUACAAGCUUCUAGGUAUCAAGCUCAUUGUGAAGGGAAACCCACCCCCGCCACCCACACCAGGUAACGGUGGUGGGGUCCUUUUUGUCUGCAAUCACCGGACCAUCCUUGAUCCGGUGGUCGUUGCAGUGGCACUUGGCCGUAAGAUUAGUUGUGUAACUUAUAGCAUAAGUAAGUUCUCUGAGUUCAUUUCACCCAUCAAAGCAGUCGCAUUGUCGCGAGAGCGCCAAAAGGACGCCGAUAACAUAAAGCGUUUGUUGGAGGAGGGAGAUUUAGUGAUUUGCCCCGAGGGAACCACUUGUAGAGAGUCUUUCCUCUUGCGGUUCAGCGCACUAUUUGCCGAAUUGAGUGACAGAAUCGUGCCCGUUGCAAUUAACGUGAAGCAAAGCGUGUUUUAUGGGACAACGACACGGGGAUUCAAGUUACUUGACCCGUAUUUCGUUUACAUGAACCCUAGACCUAGUUUUGAGAUCACGUUUUUGAACCAAUUGCCUCCGGAGCUCACAAUUAGAGGCGGGAGGUCGGCAAUUGAGGUUGCGAAUUAUAUUCAAAGGGUUUUGGGUGGUGCGCUCGGGUUCGAGUGCACCAGUUUGACCCGAAAGGAUAAGUAUUUGAUGAUGGCCGGAACAGAUGGGAGGGUCCGUUCCGACAAGGAAAAAGAUUCGAAAGAAAAUAAGUGAAUGAUAUGUAUUUGAAUUGUUUAGUUGUGGAGUUUCUUAGUUUAUUAUUUAAAGAACCAUGUACUCGAACACAAAUUACGAUAGAUUGACAAAUAUGCAAAUGGAUGUUCGAGCUCUAGGUUCUUAGCAAAGUUUGUUGUAAUUUGUUUAAUUUACUUUAUACUAUAUUUCAAUAAUAUUCGUGUA
This is a messenger RNA of Salvia splendens (bonfire salvia), 1791 nucleotides long. RefSeq names its product glycerol-3-phosphate 2-O-acyltransferase 6. The record is from RefSeq and is a predicted model, not a curated record. Gene Ontology annotation, cellular component: membrane. NCBI's taxonomy places the organism in Eukaryota, Viridiplantae, Streptophyta, Magnoliopsida, Lamiales, Lamiaceae. Gene Ontology annotation, biological process: cutin biosynthetic process. Bases 100 to 1605 code for a protein of 501 amino acids. The transcript has 2 exons. Gene Ontology annotation, molecular function: glycerol-3-phosphate 2-O-acyltransferase activity; phosphatase activity.